Molecule: messenger RNA, 777 nt
Organism: Kickxella alabastrina
Lineage: Eukaryota; Fungi; Kickxellomycota; Kickxellomycetes; Kickxellales; Kickxellaceae
Exons: 2
Coding region: 1-777 (258 amino acids)
Source: RefSeq, a predicted model, not a curated record
AUGAAUUUUCAUCUGAAGGCCGCUGUCCAUAAGGCGCGCUCUAUCCUGCGGCUGCCCGUUGUCGAUAGUCAUAUUGUCACUACCUCUGCCGCUGCCACUACUACUGCUGUAACUACCUCUACCUCCGCAACUUCUGCCACCACCGCCACCAUGCCGCGCAAAAUAAACGUGCUUCAUCUCUUCUACUGCGCCGCAUUCAAGCUCGACUCCAAUUCUGGCACCAGCACCACCAACAACGAUUAUGCGAAUUCUGAGACCGAGUUCGAGUCCGACACCGCAGCUCUCGCUAACGAAACUGCAGCCCGCCUUGUGGUCGAGACCAACCUCACCAAAGCUACACAUACGCUUUCCCAAUUGCGGCCUGAAAAGGUCCUGUACGAGGCCGGCUGCUACAUUGCUCAGACCACUUGUGCUGGGAUGGAGGACAAGAAUACGGCUUUAAGCAUCAAGGUUGAUGCUUUCCAGGCAGAGUUUGCCCUGUCGCAUUCCCAGGCCGAAACCGAGAUUGCGCGCUUGACUGCCCAGCUGCACCAGAAGGAGGAGUUCAUUUCGAGUUUCGAAAUGGUCAAGGCGGCGAUCACUGAGUGGGCCGAUUUGGCGACCCAGCAGCUUGCCUUUUUAAACAAAAGGCGCGAUGAGCUUAACUCCGAGCUUGCGCGAGCGGGCGAGCAGGACGCUGCCAUGCACAGUGAGGUACCCAGGCUUGGCGAAAAGCUCGAGGAUAUGACUCGCGUUGCGAGUAAACUCAAUGCCGAGCCUGUGGGCGAGAGGAAGUAG